AGAAAAAAUAAUAAGGUGCUCUGGCCUGCCUCCUACCUCGGUGUCCUGCAACUCCUGCCUCACUCAGUCACUCCUCGUGCGGACAGGGAACCUCCCAAAUUCAGCAACUAGUCGACGCUGUAGAGAGCAACUAUUUUGCAGGAAGGACUACCAUCUCGGUUUACGAACCGGAUUCUAGCUACAUUUGGGACAGAAUUAGCAGAACUCGAACCUUCAAGAUUCGGAUCUGGAUUUUCUUGAGCUGUAGCUCAAAUGUACGGUAGCUCAGGCGAUGUCGACGGUAACGAUCUCUCCGGUUCCCGGAAGAUAUCUCCCCCGUCAAAUAUGCCAUGGGUCCGUAACCUCCGGCGUUACAUCGGAGACGGGACAGGUCUUGGCUCUGAAGCACUCAUGGAGCUUGAAACAAAGAAGAUCUUGCUUGAUAUUUUUAAAGAGAAACAGCAAAGAAGUGCUGCUGCUGGCACAAUUCCCAGCUUCUAUAAAAAAAAGCCCGAGGAAGGAUCAAUCAGUCAAAGGGUUCAGAGGCUCGCAAAGUAUCGGUUUCUAAAGAAACAAUCAGAUCUUCUGUUAAAUGCUGAUGAUUUGGAUGCGAUGUGGGUUUGCUUAAGAGAAAACUGCGUUAUAGAUGAUGCAACUGGUGCUGAAAAGAUGAACUAUGAAGACUUUUGCCACAUUGCCUCGGUCUGUACAGAACAAAUAGGCCCUAAAUGUCGCCGCUUUUUCAGUCCUUCAAAUUUUAUGAAGUUUGAGAAAGAUGAAUCAGGCAGGAUAGCUAUUCUACCCUUCUACCUUUAUGUCAUGCGCACGGUUUCACUGACACAAGCAAGGAUAGAUAUGAGUGAGCUUGAUGAAGAUUCCGAUGGCUUCCUUCAACCUCAUGAGAUGGAAUCUUACAUACGAGGCCUUAUACCUAAUCUGGCUCAACUGCGAGACAUGCCCGCAGCCUUUGUGCAAAUGUAUUGUCGCAUUGCUGCGCACAAAUUUUUCUUCUUUUGUGAUCCCAAUAGGCGAGGAAAGGCAUGCAUAAAGAAGAUUCUACUCAGUAACUGUCUUCAGGAGCUAAUGGAACUACAUCAGGUGGCAUUGACAUGGUAUUAUACUGUUAUCUCUUCUGGUCACUAGGAAAGUGAGGAAGAAGUAACUGAUGCUGAACAAGCUGAAAACUGGUUCUCAUUGACAUCUGCACAGCGCAUAUGUGAUAUGUUCCUUGCUCUUGAUAAAGAUAUGAAUGGAACAUUGAGCAAGCAAGAACUCCGAGAAUAUGCAGAAGGGACACUUACAGAUAUUUUCAUUGAGAGAGUUUUUGAUGAACAUGUCCGGCGUGGGAAAACUGGAGGCAUUAAUGGCCGUGAGAUGGAUUUUGAAAGCUUUCUCGACUUUGUUUUAGCCCUUGAAAACAAAGAUACUCCUGAGGGUUUGACAUACCUGUUCCGGUGUCUUGACCUGCACGGGAAGGGUUAUCUAACGACUACUGAUAUUCACACUCUCUUCAGAGAUGUUCAUCAAAAGUGGAUCGAAGGAGGGAAUUAUGAACUUUGCAUUGAGGAUGUGAGAGAUGAAAUAUGGGACAUGGUGAAGCCUGCUGAUCCUUUGAAGAUAACGCUGGGUGAUUUGCUGGCAUGUAAGCAAGGCGGGACUGUGGCCAGCAUGCUCGUUGAUGUCCGUGGUUUCUGGGCCCACGACAAUAGAGAGAACCUUCUCCAGGAAGAGGAGCCAGUGGAAGAAGGGUAGCAUAAUUGAGAAAGAAUCGUUUGUUUUGCCAGAAGUUGGAUUACGAUGUUGCCUCUUAAAGCAUUAGAUUGUAGGGAAAGUAACGUCUUUAGUCCUUAGGUUGCUUGGUAAACUGUCUUUCUCGUCCUUGGUUUGUUGCACUUGCACAAAUAUGUACGUAGUAUUUCUGCUCACACUGAAACUAUACAUUUUUAAAAACGAUGACUAAUUGUUACUAAUUAAAUUAUUAAUUAUAUUUUUAAUGUUAUAUUUA
This is a messenger RNA of Cuscuta europaea, 1984 nucleotides long. NCBI's taxonomy places the organism in Eukaryota, Viridiplantae, Streptophyta, Magnoliopsida, Solanales, Convolvulaceae. The record is from the annotation of a GenBank genome assembly.